CCGACCAUGGUGGGUAUAGGGUCCCUGCUCCUGAUCUGGGGCCUGGUGAGUCCGUGCUGGGGACUGCUUGAGACAGUGGGCACGCUCGCUCGGAUCGACAAGGAUGAGCUUGGCAAAGCCAUCCAGAACUCGCUGGUCGGGGGCCCCAUUCUGCAGAACGUGCUGGGGACCGUCACGUCCGUGAACCAGGGCCUCCUGGGCUCGGGCGGGCUGCUCGGAGGAGGCGGCCUUCUGAGCUACGGAGGGGUUUUCGGAGUUGUGGAAGAGCUCUCUGGGCUGAAGGUGGAGGAACUCACGCUGCCCAAGGUGUCGCUGAAGCUGCUGCCGGGGUUUGGGGUGCAGCUGAACCUGCACACCAAGGUGGGCCUGCAUGGCUCCGGCCCCCUGGGGGGCCUCCUGCAGCUGGCGGCGGAGGUGAACGUGUCCUCGCGGGUGGCGCUGGGCAUGAGCCCGCGCGGGACGCCCACGCUGGUGCUGAAGCGGUGCAGCACGCUCUUGGGCCACAUCAGCCUGCUCUCGGGGCUGCUGCCCGCACCACUCUUCGGGGUUGUGGAGCAGACACUCUUCAAGGUGCUGCCAGGACUGGUGAGUGCGCUCCGGCAGCGGGAGGAGGGGCUCACGGGGCGUCUGUGCCCCUCCCUUCCGCACGCAGGCCUGGUGCCCCUCGGGGCUCUGGGGUCCGUGGAAUUCACCCUGGCCACGCUGCCCCUCAUCUCUAACCAAUACAUCGAGCUGGACGUCAACUCCAUUGUGAAGAGUGUAGCUGGUGACGUCAUUGACUUCCCCAAGCCCCGCCUCCCGGUCAAGGUGCCGCCCAAGGAUGACCACACGUCCCAGGUGACGGUGCCUCUGUACCUCUUCAGCACCGUGUUUGGGCUCCUGCAGAGCCAGGGUGCCCUUGACAUAGACAUCACCCCCGAGCUGGUUCCCAGCCGCGUCCCUCUGACAACCUCAGACCUGGCGGCUCUUCUCCCUGAGGCCCUGGGGACAUUGCCCUUGGGCCAGCACCUCCUGCUGUCACUUCGGGUGAAGGAGCUGCCCACAGUCACGCUCCAGAACAAGAAGGCCACAGUCACCAUCCCAGCCAACAUCCACGUGCUGGCCUCUGUCCGGCCGGGGGCCCCUGAAGCCCUCUUUGAGCUGAACGUGGUCAUGACCCUGAACGCCCAGCUGGCUCCGUCGGCCACCAAGCUGCACAUCUCCCUGUCCCUGGAGCGGCUCAGGGUCAAGCUGGCCUCCUCCGCCCACACUUUUGACAACGCCGUCGUGCUCACCGUGGCGUCCUAA
Messenger RNA from Oryctolagus cuniculus (rabbit), 1287 nucleotides. Lineage: Eukaryota; Metazoa; Chordata; Mammalia; Lagomorpha; Leporidae. The record is from RefSeq and is a predicted model, not a curated record.